AUGUCUUUGUCCUUAAAUGAGUAUCUCCGCUAUGGGCGACAGCUCAUAGUGCCUGAGUUUGGUCUGCAGGGCCAGAUAUUGCUGAAGAAGUGUCGUGUGCUAGUUGUUGGAGCCGGCGGUCUUGGGUGUCCAGCUUUGCAGUAUCUUGUUGGAGCUGGUUUUGGGACGGUAGGAAUUGUGGAUCACGAUACCGUCGAUGUGUCGAAUCUCCACAGACAAAUCUUGCACACGUCAGAAUCAGUGGGGAUGUUGAAAUGUGAGUCUGCAAAGCUCCAGCUUGCCAAACUCAAUCCUUUGGUGCAAAUCAAUACUCAUCCGGUGGCUCUCAGUCCGGAUAACAGCUUUGGAAUUUUCGAACAAUAUGAUAUGAUUUUGGACUGCACAGACACUCCUGCCACCCGGUACUUGAUCAAUGAUACUGCCGUGCUACUUGGUUUGACAGUUAUUUCUGGAUCUGGUCUCAAGACGGAGGGUCAGUUAUCCAUUCUCAAUUUCAACAACACUGGUCCUUGUUAUCGAUGUUUCUACCCUACACCACCACCUCCUAGCUCUGUGACUGCUUGCAGCGAUGGAGGGAUCAUAGGUCCAGUUAUUGGAAUUAUGGGUGUAAUGAUGGCACUGGAAGCUAUUAAGGUGGCCACUGGCUACUACUUGAGGGAGGAUGUGGAGUUUCAACCUUUCUUAUCUUUAUACAGCGGUUAUGGCCCAUUGCAAAGCUUACGAACGUUCAAAAUGCGCAGAAGAUCACCCAAGUGCCGUGUGUGCAAUGCCGGAACGCGAGAAAUAACAAGGCACGUGGUAGAAACGGAGCUCGACUAUAGUGUGUGGUGCGGUAAGAUGGACUAUAAUAUUCUUGAGAAGGAUGAAAGGGUAUCUGUGGAGCAGCUUUCUGCGCAGAGAGCGCCCUAUUUGAUCGAUGUGCGGCCUAAAGAGCAGUAUUCGAUUGUCCACCUGCCAAACUCGAUUAAUAUACCACUCAACGAACUGAAACACAUGAGUGCUCUGAAUGUGCCACAGGAAACUAUGAUAUACGUUAUUUGCCGAUUUGGAAAUGACUCGCAGCUUGCAGUGAAACAUUUGAAGAGCAUUGGAUAUGAAAACUGUGUGGAUGUCAUAGGCGGGCUAACACAAUGGUCUCGGCAGAUAGACCCAAAUUUCCCUGUUUACUAAAUCGAUUCCGCGCUCAAGAUUCGUUCUAUCGCCACCAGUCCAUUGGCAAACGAACACGCAAUCAAACCGGAACAGGAAGUCGUGUUUGCCAGCGCACAGCUGGUCACGUUAAUUCUGUUGUCAUAGAUGGAGUGGCUUUCGACGUCUUUCGAAUCCGACGUUACCACAUAUUUGAGAUCCAAACGAAAUUCGUCUUCGCUGACAUCCAUCUUCAUCAAGCGCAAAGACGCUGGAGCCACCUUCAGCUUGGCAGUGCUGUGUAUUCUUCUAAUCGGAUUGUACAAUCUUACCGAACCAUUAACGUAGCCAGCCACGAAAAACGGUGCAAAAUCCGACGCUCCAAUGGAGAACACCUGGUUAUCGUCCCACAAAUUUAGCGUAACGUAGCUUUGGACGUCUUUUUUGCUCACAAACUUUGGCGUUUUUGUGGCAUCUGCAACCACAAACCCAUCAACCAAAGCAGAGUACUGGAUUUGGGUGCACGGGACCUUGGUCUUCUGAGACUCCGCUAUCACUCUCAUGUUAUCCAAAUCAACUAGGUAGUAGUAGAAGUCUGUGGACGAUAUCACCACUAUUCGAGACGGCACGCCGAAAAGCGAGUCAGAAUACGUCGACGUCACAGAGAUAAUGUGUUCCACGUCGAGACCCGUCACAAAUAACGGCUUUUGCGGCCGAGUAAUGUCCACUUCUGCGAGAUGCCCAUCUCGCAGUCCCAGAACAAGUGUGGUACUGGAUACCCAGUCGCAGGAGAAAAUGUCAAACUCAGGAAUACUGAUAAGCACAGAUGGAGUAACGAGGCAUGAAUACCGGCCAGAUUCAACAAACUGCUUAUCAACCUUUAGUACUCUAACAAUCCCAUCUUUGCAUACACAGGCCACCAAGCUGAUAUCCAGAUCUGAGCUGAGAAGCCAUUUCAUCGAUGUGACAGCUCCAAAAGGUAUAAUCAUCGUCUUAGCGUGACUGACUGUUCGUUUGUCUAUGUCCACCUCGUACACCUGUAUCGCAGCGUCAUAACUCUCUGGCUGGCAUAUGGACAAUUCCUUGCGCACCGAAGUGUCUGUUCCAGCCUGGUCUAUGACGGAUAUAAAUAAAUAGUACUUGCCAUCAAUGGGUUUGUUCAAAAAAGAGCUCACCAGAGGAAUGCCGCCAGUGUUCACCACAAAGCCCUCUCUCAAAACGCUAUUAGUCGGAUACUGCGCAUAGCCUUCCGCUUUGAGCAGUUUGCGUGCACCAUCAUUAAAUCCAAACUUGACAGGCAUUGUUAAAUUGAUGCGCAAACACACAGCCUCAUGGGACAAUUGCUCUUCAAUAAUAUCUCCAAUGCCAUCGGGAAUCGCCUUAAGCGGCUCAAACGGAUAUUUUUGCACUAGCUUAUCAUUGACAUGGAAGAUGUUCGGCUCCAUCAGAUCCCGUCCUAGCUGAAAUUUUCGAGCAUAGGACCGGUUCAAUGCGUGGAAAUGUAAAACCCUUGUCUCUCCCUGAUGCGUGCUUUUGAAUCCCGGCCUCUGAUGCCAGGGGUUAGAUACGAGAGGUGUCAUUUCCUGGUAAUACUCCUGUUCAAGGGCGCGGAAGAGAUCGUCAUCUAUGACUGUCUUGGACCGUGGAUUUGAGCUCUUCUUUUUCGCAACAUACCCAGGCGGCGGUACCCAGUUUUUCGGCUUGCGGCCCCUGGUCUCUUUCUUGAUCGGCGUCUCGUCUAGUAUGACGCGAUCAUUCCCAGGCUCUUCCUCGGAGUGUUCCGUUGUUUUCACCUCCGCAAACGCAGUGAGCAGCUUUUCCGCAG
Messenger RNA from Ogataea polymorpha, 2953 nucleotides. RefSeq lists its product as uncharacterized. Gene Ontology annotation, biological process: tRNA wobble position uridine thiolation; protein urmylation. The record is from RefSeq and is a predicted model, not a curated record. The transcript has a single exon. Gene Ontology annotation, molecular function: adenylyltransferase activity; URM1 activating enzyme activity; thiosulfate-cyanide sulfurtransferase activity. Bases 1 to 1170 code for a protein of 389 amino acids. NCBI's taxonomy places the organism in Eukaryota, Fungi, Ascomycota, Pichiomycetes, Pichiales, Pichiaceae. Gene Ontology annotation, cellular component: cytosol; cytoplasm.